Messenger RNA from Anolis carolinensis (green anole), 2576 nucleotides. RefSeq names its product gastricsin. Lineage: Eukaryota; Metazoa; Chordata; Lepidosauria; Squamata; Anolidae. Gene Ontology annotation, biological process: proteolysis. The coding region runs from base 1181 to 2350 and encodes 389 amino acids. The transcript is spliced from 9 exons. Gene Ontology annotation, molecular function: aspartic-type endopeptidase activity. The record is from RefSeq and is a predicted model, not a curated record.
GUGGACAGCAUUUGAGAGUUGUGCUAUACGUCACUAGUACUAACAGAACAGAAAAAAAGCAUUACUCUGUCUAUAUGUAGCCAUUCUUCCACGUUUGUGUGAGGGCUAGCUUGCGUGACUAUUACCGUAGUUGUGUGACGGCCUUUCUUUUCUUUCUGGAAUGUUACUUUACUGAUGCCAAGUGGGUGUAUGAAUGCUCCACUAAGAACAAUGCUCAAUUCAGUACAUUCCUGCAAAUAUUCCAAGAGUCAAGUAAGUAUUAGCGUGAACUGGAGUUCAUCUUCACAGUGUAGCAUUAAAACUGAUGUUUUCCUAUGCAUAUGGUUAAGUCAAGGCACCCUAGUCCACCUAACACGCUGCAGCUGAUGGUGGGCUGUAGUUUCCAUAGCCCUGGUUAGUAUGGCCUAUGAUGAGGGGUGAUCACAUCCAACAACAUUUGGAAAACCACCCUUUGCCUAUUCUUGAAUUGAAGGAAACAUGAGCAGCAGGUGGUGGAGAAGACUUGUAUCCAAAACUCUGAACCAAGGAUUCACCAAAAUGUAGCCCAAUUUAUGACAUAGGGAAUGGCAAAACGUGGUCCUCCACAUGACAUUGUACUGCAUAAGACUAGUUGAUGUUGGUAUUUUUACAUAAUCUAAUCCAAGAAUAAAUAAUGGGACUUUCCAUGAUGUGGUGCAAUGGUGACAUAAUACUGAUAAGACUUUGAAUAGAAACAUUAAAGGUGGCAUAACUACUUAUGUUAGACAUGAUUUUUUCCAUUCAGAUCCAGGUUCCACCUAUAGACCUUUUCUUUCACUCCCCCUUGAGAAAACACACAUCAGACUAACUAUUAUAACUCAAACAAGUGAAAGAUAAAGCAAGUUAGAUAGGUUAUUUUUUUAAGAUAACUGAAUGCAUGAUGAUAAGAAACAGUAUGGACCUCUGCCUCUAACAUAUGGGGUUAACGCUAACCCACAUUCCAGAGAUAAAGGAGCUCUAAGAAGAACCUCAGAGUGAAGUUUUAUUUACCCAGAGAUAAGGUCCUGAUCUGUGAAUGUGGCAUUUCUGAAAGUGGGUGGAGGAAACAGCAUCAUGUAGGGUAUAAAAGUAGCAGCCCUGGUACAUGAAAACCCACAUGGUAUUCUAAAACCAAGCUGCAGAACCUAAAGAAUUCAGAAGCUGCACCUAAGAAAAGAGCACCAUGAAGUGGCUAAUCCUUGCUAUGGUGUGCCUUCACCUUUGUGAAGGUGCAGUUAUCAAAGUUCCCCUGAAAAAAUUCAAGUCCAUGCGAGAGGUUAUGAAGGAGAAGGGUGUCCUGGAUGAAUUCUUAAAGAACAAUAAAUUUGACCCAGCAAGCAAGUACUUUAAUGAAUUCGCCUCUGGCUACGAACCCCUGUCUAACUACAUGGAUAUGUCCUACUAUGGCGAGAUCAGCAUUGGAACCCCACCACAGAACUUCUUGGUUCUCUUUGACACUGGGUCAUCCAACCUCUGGGUGGCUUCAGUAUACUGCCAGAGUGAAGCCUGCACAAACCAUCCACUGUACAACCCGAACCAGUCUUCUACUUACUCCACCAACGAUCAAAGCUUCUCUCUGCAAUAUGGAACUGGAAGUCUCACUGGGAUCUUUGGUUAUGACACUGUAACUAUCCAAGGCAUUUCCAUUACCAGUCAGGAAUUCGGCUUGAGUGAAACUGAACCUGGCACUAACUUUGUCUAUGCCCAAUUUGAUGGCAUCUUGGGUAUGGCUUAUCCUGCCAUCUCUUCUGGUGGUGCCACCACUGUGCUGCAGGGACUGCAACAGGAAAACCUUCUUGAUGCUCCUGUUUUUGGCUUCUAUUUGAGCGGCAAUGAGGGUUCCCAGGGUGGUGAACUUGCCUUGGGAGGAGUUGAUACCAACUUGUACUCUGGUCAGAUUGUCUGGACUCCAGUCACUCAAGAAGCUUACUGGCAAAUUGGGAUUCAAAGCUUCUAUAUUGGCAACCAGAUCACUGACUGGUGCAGUCAGGGAUGCCAGGCAAUUGUCGAUACUGGAACGUCCCUCCUCACUGCUCCACAGCAGGUCUUUGGCGAACUGAUGCAAUAUGUUGGAGCAGAGCAGGACGGCAAUGGGCAGUAUGUUGUCAGCUGCAGCAACAUUCAGAGCAUGCCUACUAUUACAUUUGUCAUUGGUGGAAGCAGCUUCCCCCUGAGUCCCUCUGCUUAUGUCUUGGAGAACAACAAUGGCUACUGCACAGUUGGCAUUAUGCCCACAUACCUGCCAUCCCAGAAUGGGCAACCCUUGUGGAUCCUUGGUGAUGUCUUCCUCAGGUCAUACUACUCUGUAUACGAUUUUGGCAACAACCAGGUUGGCUUUGCAGCAGCAGCAUAAACUCAUCCAGCAUCCUUACGAGCCUCUUCAAGCCUCUUCAUUCUUCCUCUUUCCGAUGCUUCUGUUUGCUACACAUUAAGUCCACCACUUACUCAUUCAUUUCCCUUUCUAAGAACUUGGAUGUUUUUCUUCUGCAGCAUUUGAAAUACCUCCUGUGAAAAAUCCAUAACAUGAUUGUUGGCUUUCUCUCCAAAGUUACUGCAAACAAAUAAAAUAAUUAAACAAA